AUGGGUCGGAUACCGCUAUCGAAGGCUAAAUUAAAUCUUACCAUAGCUGGAGCAACAGUUUCCAAACAGCUUGCCGCAAUUCCUGACGAGCGUCUCCUGGGCUACGGCUUGAGUGGAAUCGGUGGAUACGGUACUUACGCCUUGGAUGGACUGGGUGGUUACGGCGGUUUGGGUACUUAUAGAGGACUAGAUUACGGUGGUCUCGGGACUGUCGGCUAUGGCGGUCUUGGCGGCUACGGUUCAGGUGGACUUGGUUACGGACGCGGAGGCCUGAUCUACGACGAGGACCUCAGUGCCGAGAACGACGAAUUCCCGGAUGAAGCCAUGACCUCCAAGGGCGACUACAAGACCGUCAUCAUUCCCGGUCACAAGAUCCGCAAACUGAAGAUGAAGCUGUACAAGAAGCACGGAGAAGAGUCCGCUAUCGACCACGCCACUACCAUCACCGGCAAUUCCAAUAUGGAGACCAUGCCCACCGAGAACAAGAGUGGCAACGAGAAUAUCUACGUCAUCCGUGUCUCCCCAUCAUAUCUUCCGCCGUCUCAUGCAUCAGAUGCGUGAAGCUGCAGAGGUCACGCCCAUUACCGACAACAGUGCCACUGAAUGCAACGUGGACAGCAUUAGCAACAUCUGUGGACAACAGCCAAGAGGAAGCGUCUCUAGUGGAAGAGCGUGCAUAUGAACUGCGUGAGCGUCUUAUCAAGCGCGGUAAAAGAGAACGCCAUGAUCCGGAUUGUUACUGUACCGCGUCAUAUCUGUCUUUAAGGGCCUAAAAUAUUAAGCUCGCGGAGGGUGACGAAUAAUUGCGACUUGUUUUAUUUAUUUUUUAAAAGCUGCGCUGUUCUGGUCAGCAAAUGAAGAAUCGUGUUUGCCGAA
This is a messenger RNA of Paramacrobiotus metropolitanus, 876 nucleotides long. RefSeq lists its product as uncharacterized. The transcript has 3 exons. NCBI's taxonomy places the organism in Eukaryota, Metazoa, Tardigrada, Eutardigrada, Parachela, Macrobiotidae. The record is from RefSeq and is a predicted model, not a curated record. The coding region runs from base 1 to 561 and encodes 186 amino acids.